Molecule: messenger RNA, 3685 nt
Organism: Rattus rattus (black rat)
Lineage: Eukaryota; Metazoa; Chordata; Mammalia; Rodentia; Muridae
Gene: Pdzrn4
Product: PDZ domain containing ring finger 4
Molecular function (GO): protein binding
Source: RefSeq, a predicted model, not a curated record
AUGGGCUUCGCUUUGGAGCGUUUCACCGAAGCCGUGGACCCCGCUUUCCAGUGCCAGCUGUGUGACCAGGUGCUGGAGGAGCCCGCGUGCACGCCUUGCGGCCACGUCUUCUGCGCCAGCUGCCUGCUGCCCAGGGCAGCGCGGAGACGCCGGUGCCCGCUGCAGUGCCAGCCGCUGGCGCCGGGCGAGCUGUACCGGGUGCUGCCGCUGCGCAGCCUGGUCCAGCAACUGCGCGUGCAGUGCGACUACAGCGGACCGGGCUGCGGCCACACCGGGCAGGCAGGAAGCUGCCUGCGCACGUCCAGCGCUGCGCCUUCGGCCCUGCCAGCGGCUGUGACAGCCACUGCCCAGGCGGCUGCGGAGGCGGCGAGGAGGAAAGGCACUCGGCGACUAAGACCUGCCGAAGUGGGGACACGCGUGAGGGGCCACCCGGACCUGGGGGUCGGCCUCUGGUCGUUGCCUGGGCAGGCGCAGGUCGGUUUGUUGGAGCGCAGGUACCAGGAGAAGUUGGCUCAGUACAUGGCGCACACGCCCAACUUCGUCGGGGACCGAGGAGGCCGCGGCCAGGAUGGAGAACAGAAGCUGUUCACCGUUGUGUUGGAAAGAGAAGACGAUACCUUGGGAUUCAACAUAAUAGGCGGCCGCCCAAAUCAGAGUUCCCAGAAGCAAUCGGCACCUGAAGGAAUUUACGUUUCGAAAAUUUUAGAAAAUGGACCUGCAGACCGAGCAGAUGGCCUGGAGAUUCAUGACAAAAUCAUUGCAGUCAAUGGCAAGGAUCUCUCGAAGGCCACCCAUGAAGAGGCAGUGGAAGCUUUCCGAACCGCCAAGGAGCCCAUAGUGGUACAGGUGUUAAGGCGGACUCCCCUCAGCCGACCACCAUACGGCAUGGCCCCGGAAGUACAGCUCAUGAAUGCCAGCACACAGACAGACAUCACUUUUGAACACAUCAUGGCCCUGGCAAAGCUUCGACCACUCACCCCUCCGGUGCCAGACACCUGUCCGUUUCUGCUUUCAGACAGCUGUCAUUCCCUGCAUCCGAUGGAGCGUGGAUUUUAUGAAGACCACGAGUACGUUUCCAGCUUGCCCGCUGAUGCAGACAGAGCAGAAGACUUUGAAUACGAGGAAGUCGAGUUGUGUCGUGUUAGCAGUCAAGAGAAGCUGGGCCUGACAGUCUGCUACCGAACCGAUGAUGAAGAAGACACAGGCAUUUAUGUCAGCGAGGUUGACCCAAAUAGCAUUGCUGCCAAGGAUGGUCGCAUUCGAGAAGGGGAUCGUAUUUUACAAAUAAACGGGGAAGACAUCCAGAACCGGGAAGACGCUGUGGCUCUGCUCUCGAGUGAUGAGUGUAAGAGGAUUGUGCUGCUCAUCGCCAGGCCCGACUUGCAGCUGGAUGAAGGCUGGCUGGAAGAUGAAAGGAACGAAUUCUUAGAGGAGUUAAACUCGGAGAUGCUGGAGGAAGAGCGUAACGAAGGAGCGCAGUGCACAGCCAAUGAGCCGCAGCAGCCAAAAAAGCAGGAGGAAGAAGAAGGCACAACAGACACGGCCACAUCCUCGUCCAACAACCAGGAGAAGGACAGUGGCGUGGGGCGCACAGAUGAGAGCUUGCGAAAUGAUGAGAGCUCAGAGCAGGAGAAUGUGGUCGAGGAGCCCCACAGCACAGCACUGAAGAGCAAGAGAGAGCUGGGGCAGAGCCAAGACACCCUAGGAAGCAUUGAGCUUCAGUGCAACCAGAGCUGCGCUGUGGGUGAGUGUUUGGACUCCGACUGUGCCAGCAACCAGGAGGUGUGUGAAGGAUUCCAGCAGCUAUUGGAGCUUAAGAUCCGAAACCAUGGAGAUUAUGACCUGUACUACUCAAGCAGUACGAUCGAAUGCAAUCAAGGGGAGCAGGACGGGGUGGAGCAUGAACUGAAGCUGUUAAACGAGGAGCUACGAAACAUUGAGCUGGAGUGUCAGAAUAUCAUGCAGGCCCACCGGCUCCAGAAAGUGACGGACCAAUACGGAGACAUCUGGGCAUUGCAUGAUGGAGGAUUCCGAAAUUACAACACCAGCCUAGAUAUGCCAAGAGGGAAACUGGACGACAUCAUAGAGCAUCCGGAAAAGUCAGACAAGGACAGCUCAAGUGCAUACAAUACAGCCGAGAGCUGCAGAAGCACCCCACUGACUGUAGACAGGUCCCCGGACAGUUCCCUUCCAAGAAUGAUCAACCUCACCAAUAAGAAAAAUCUGAGGAGCAUGAUGACAGCCCAUCAGUCCCCUUCCAGACAGAGCACCCGGGAAUACACGGCUACCAAAGUCAAAACCACCGAUGAAGGUUGCAGCGUGGAAAGCCUGGAGAAGAGUCUAGAAAACAGCCAGUUUCUGGAUCAGGAGCACACAGUCAGUGAGCAUACUCCAUACCUCUCUCCUUACCACAGCUCCUCCUACAGAUAUGCCAACAUUCCGGCGCAUGCCCGGCACUAUCAAAGCUACAUGCAGCUAAUUCAACAGAAAUCUGCCGUCGAGUAUGCCCAGAGUCAGCUCAGCCUGGUGAGCAUGUGCAAAGAAUCGCCGAGGGGCUCAGAGCCCAAGAUGGAAUGGAAGGUAAAAAUUAGAAGUGAUGGGACCCGGUACAUAACCAAGAGGCCAGUGCGAGACCGACUUCUGAAGGAACGUGCCUUAAAGAUCAAGGAGGAGCGGAGUGGCAUGACCACAGAUGACGACACCAUGAGUGAGAUGAAAAUGGGGCGCUACUGGAGCAAGGAGGAGAGAAAGCAACACCUGGUCCGGGCCAAGGAGCAAAGGCGGCGCCGGGAGUUCAUGAUGCGGAGUCGGCUGGAGAGCCUCAAGGAGAGCCCACAGAGCAGCGGCGAGGGCAAGAAGGAGCUGAGCAUCAUUGAACUGAGCCACAAAAAGAUGAUGAAGAAAAGAAACAAGAAAAUUUUGGAUAACUGGAUGACAAUCCAAGAACUGAUGACCCAUGGGGCCAAAUCCCCGGAUGGCACAAGGGUCCACAAUGCCUUUCUGUCAGUGACCACCGUAUGACCAGACACUUGGGGACAACUGGCUUAGAGAGCAUGCUACCAGUUUCGGUAGAGUAUCAUUGCCUCGUUCAAUGUGGCAUUUUUAUAUAUAUUUUGUGACUUUACAGUUUAAAUUUUUUGUAAGCAAAAAUACCUGGUACUUUUUAAUUUGUUUUUCAUAUGCUGGUACCUUCUUUGGCUAAUAUCUUUCCUUAACUUGUGAUAUAUUCAUAGCACACAUUUAUAGAAAAAAAAUAAAACGAUGAAAAAACAAAAGGAAAGAAAAAAAAGAUGAACAAAAAUACUAAGGACCUAAUUAAUUUCCUAUUUUAAUGUAUCUAUUGUAAGUUUAAAAAAAGUCUGGAUUUAUUUCUCUAAUUUUCUUAUUUCCUAUUUUAAUAAUUCAAUGCCAAAACGUGUCUAUGCUUACCUCCUGGCAUAGUGUAUGCUAAAUCAGAUCUGCUAAUAAACUACAUGCCGUAUCUUGUCUUAUACAUGAAGUAGCACCUCCUUCAACAUCCUUCUGUACAUUUAAACACAUAAAUGGCAAUCGUCUUUGUCUCAGUAAAGUGUGGGUGGACAAUCUUCCCGUGAUAUGUAGUGACACUGGUCAUGUAGCUAGAUAAUUGUGGUAAUUUGUGACAAUAAAAAAUAAUAAAUUAUUGAUUAUCCUUAAGAAAAGUUAA